CUGAGCUGAGCUGCUCUUGCCGGCUGCAGCCGUGGGCCCUGCUCACCGUGCCGCUGCCGCUGCCUGCGAAAUGACGGCGGUUCCCCUCACUUCCAGGAAUCCACGCUUCCUGGAAGGUGAGUGGCUGGGCUCACCCCUGCCUGCCACCCAGACGCAGACAUGCACACACCGCCCGCACUCCCUCGCCGUUUCCAAGGCGGCGGCCGCGUUCGCACCCCAGGGUCUCACCGGCCAGGGAAGGAGAAUCUGGAGAGGGAUCCCUCAGGAGGGUGUGUUCCGGAUUUCUUGCCUCAGGCCCAAGACGCCAACCAUUUUAUAAUGGAAUCUUUAUUUUGUGAAAGUAGCGGGGACUCAUCUUUGGAGAAGGAGUUCCUCGGGGCCCCAGUGGGGCCCUCGGUGAGCACCCCCAAUAGCCAGCACUCUUCUCCCAGCCGCUCACUCAGUGCCAACUCCAUCAAGGUGGAGAUGUACAGUGAUGAAGAAUCGAGCAGACUGCUGGGGCCAGAUGAGCGGCUUCUGGAAAAGGACGAUAGUGUCAUCGUUGAAGACUCACUGUCGGAGCCGUUGGGCUACUGUGAUGGAAGUGGGCCAGAGCCUCAUUCCCCUGGCGGUAUCCGGCUCCCCAAUGGCAAGCUCAAGUGUGACGUGUGCGGCAUGGUCUGCAUUGGGCCCAACGUGCUCAUGGUGCACAAGCGCAGUCACACUGGUGAAAGGCCCUUCCACUGCAACCAGUGUGGCGCCUCUUUCACCCAGAAGGGGAACCUGCUGCGCCACAUCAAGCUGCAUUCCGGAGAGAAGCCCUUCAAAUGUCCCUUCUGCAACUACGCCUGCCGCCGGCGGGAUGCGCUCACCGGCCACCUCCGCACACACUCAGUCUCCUCUCCCACGGUGGGCAAGCCCUACAAGUGUAACUACUGUGGCCGGAGCUAUAAGCAGCAGAGCACCCUGGAGGAGCACAAGGAGCGCUGCCACAACUACCUACAGAGUCUUAGCACUGAAGCCCAAGGGAUGGCUGGCCAACCAGGUGAUGAGAUUCGUGACCUGGAGAUGGUACCAGAUUCCAUGCUGCACUCAGCCUCUGAGCGGCCAACUUUUAUCGAUCGUCUGACCAACAGCCUCACCAAGCGCAAGCGGACUACCCCUCAGAAGUUUGUAGGUGAAAAGCAAAUGCGCUUCAGCCUCUCUGAUCUCCCCUAUGAUGUGAACUCUGGUGGCUAUGAGAAAGAUGUGGAGUUGGUGACACACCAUAGCCUGGAGCCUAGCUUUGGGGGUUCUCUGGCCUUUGUGGGUACAGAGCACCUGCGUCCCCUUCGCCUUCCGCCUACCAAUUGCAUCUCAGAACUCACACCCGUCAUCAGUUCUGUCUACACCCAGAUGCAACCCCUUCCUGGUCGACUGGAGCUCCCAGGAUCCCGCGAAGCAGGUGAGGGACCUGAGGACCUGGCCGAUGGAGGUCCCCUUCUCUAUCGGGCCCGGGGCCCCCUGACUGACCCGGGGGCCUCCCCCAGCAAUGGCUGCCAGGACUCCACAGAUACAGAGAGCAACCACGAAGAUCGGGUUGGGGGGGUGGUCUCCCUCCCUCAGGGUCCCCCGCCCCAGCCACCUCCCACCAUUGUGGUGGGCCGGCCCAGUCCUGCCUACGCCAAAGAGGACCCCAAGCCACAGGAGGGGCUCUUGCGGGGCACCCCAGGUCCCUCCAAGGAAGUUCUCCGGGUGGUGGGCGAGAGUGGGGAGCCUGUGAAGGCCUUCAAGUGUGAGCACUGCCGCAUCCUCUUCCUGGAUCACGUCAUGUUCACCAUACACAUGGGCUGCCACGGCUUCAGAGACCCUUUCGAGUGCAACAUCUGUGGUUACCACAGCCAGGACCGGUACGAGUUCUCAUCGCACAUUGUCCGGGGGGAGCACAAGGUGGGCUAGCAUCCUCCCUCACCGGUCCUUCCCACUUCAUUGCCCUCCGACAGGAGGUGAGCCCUGUCCCUCGUGUCUCAAGUUUUGCUUCAUAGCCCCACCACUUUGCUCCCUAACCUUACACCUGACCUCCGCCCCUCCUCACCUCUCUCCUCCUCUUCUCUGACUAAAUUCAGUGUUGUGGUGAAACCUGUCUUUUGGGCUUGGGUUUCUCCCUUUUUCUUUUUUCCGCUCAUCCUAGUACAUUACUGAGUUAUUUAUUAAUAUAGUUAGCUGAUACUUUUGUCUUUAAAAAAAAAAACCAUAUAUAUCACUUGCCCAUCCUCAGUCUCCUUCACUUCUGGCCUCAUUUUUCUCUCCCUGACUCAGCUUUCUCCGAUAGCCCCAGGGGUAAGAAGCUCAUCUCAGACCUGAGAGUCCUCAAGCUUCUUACUUCCAGUCCUCACCUUUGACGUGAUAUGAUUCUUCCUUUGCUGUCCAUAAUUCCCUGGGGCCCUCCCUUGGCCCUGUGGCAUUAAAUCUCCUCUCUCUCUCUGGGACCCUUCAGCCUGGUACUCCAUACCUCUUGUGCCCUCUCACUUUAGGCAGCUUGCACUAUCCUUGACCGUAUGAAGAAUUUCCUCACUUGCAAGUAGGAGGGGCUGAAGAAAUUCUCUCCUGGCACUGUGGGAUGGAGGGUCCCAUGAUGGUCCCCCUGAAAUAUGAAUCCCUCAAAGCCUACAUUCAGGAUCUCCCUGUAGGAUGUGGCUGAUCUCUCCCCUCCCCACGAGUGAUGCCCUCGCCCUCUACUCUCUCGCCUGCCACUCUGUUCAAUGGUGGUCUCUCUCUCUCCCCCGGGAGGGCCCCAGUUCUAUUCUCAGGGGCCAGCACUGGGACCACAAACCCUCUGUGUGACAUGCUGAGAGCCACAGGUGCCUCACUGGGACCCCGGACAUGAGAAGGGGGAUUCCCAUUCUCCCUCUGCCACCGCUCACACUCUGUCACACAUGUGACUCUCCGAGGCGCUCAGGGGCUCCAGCAGUCCCCAUCUUUUGAGAAACUGGUGGGUUUCUGCCAGUGAUUGGGGAUACCUCAGCCCUCAGUCAUGCUGCCUUCUUCCUCCCCCACCCUCCAACAGGAUGUACCCUUCUUCCAAGGCUCCCAGGCCCUGUUCGCAGGAGCAGUGGCCAGGAGAAAAGGGUUUCUCCUUUCUUUCUUCUAAUUUUCAGUAGAACCAAAAAUUACCCCCAGGAUGUGCAAAGCCCAAUGCCCGGCACCCCCAUUUCAUUCUUGUUCCCUGCAAGAAUGGGAUGAGCACAGCAGAACUGCGGGUGUGUCAUCCUUUACUCCUCUCUUCUACUCUCAGCUCUCAGACAUGUGCAGAAGGGGGCGCUGUCCUCCUGGCUGCUGCACAGACCCCCUUGACUAUUUGGGUAAUGAAGAUCAGUGAAAGGGCGCAGGAGCAAGUGCAGCUCCUGCAGGCAGAGGGCUCUUUUGGGGGUGAAUUCCCUGCCCCGGGCCGCAGCCAUCCCAUUCUCUGCUUCCUUGAGAUUCAAACCAAAGGCUGUUUUUCUAUAGUAUUAAAGAAAAAAUAAAAAACAGAAAGUAAAAACCAAACACAACACCUCAACAAGUUCUAACACUUGGUCCUCCUGUCUCUCCUUUUCUCUUCCCUUCCAUCUUCCUUUCCACAUGUUCUUUCCUUAUUGGCUCUUUUGCCUCCUACUUUUCUUACUCCCUAUCAGGGAUAAUUUGGGGGGAUGAUAAAGGGUUGGCUAAGGAACAGACCCUAGAAUUGGGGCUUUUAAGGGCUCUACAAAGAGCCCAUCUAACUUCUGAUGGGAAGAGAGACCCUAAGACAAUUUGCUUUCUCCUCCUCUUUCUUCCCCCCCAUGCAUAGUCUCCUGAAGAGAACCAGAAUGGCAGAGAGGACAUUGCCCAUCUUUCCUCCUUAGCAGUAGCAAUAAACAGAUGCUGCCUAGGUCUGAGAAUGGGGGGAGUUUGCUCAGAGGAAUGGGGGCGCUACAAAAGGGGCAUCUUCCCUUGGGAAACUGGCUCUGUUUCAGGAUGGCAGCAGAGCAGAGAAUGUCUGGGGUUCUCCUCAACUGUUCUGGUAACUGAGCCCCUUCCAUUAGCCCUGUCCCUCUACCACCUUUUCUACACUGCUGUAUAUUUAGUGACACCUCAUAAGGACUCAUCCCUUCUGGGGUAUCAGAGCCUUAGCAUGCCCCAGCCCCACCCCUGUCAACUCUGGCACUUGUGACCUCCUAGAAUAGAAAAGACCACAUUCA
Messenger RNA from Suncus etruscus (white-toothed pygmy shrew), 4178 nucleotides. RefSeq names its product IKAROS family zinc finger 4 (gene IKZF4). Gene Ontology annotation, molecular function: RNA polymerase II cis-regulatory region sequence-specific DNA binding; DNA-binding transcription factor activity. The transcript is spliced from 8 exons. Gene Ontology annotation, biological process: regulation of transcription by RNA polymerase II. The record is from RefSeq and is a predicted model, not a curated record. NCBI's taxonomy places the organism in Eukaryota, Metazoa, Chordata, Mammalia, Eulipotyphla, Soricidae. The coding region runs from base 160 to 1917 and encodes 585 amino acids.